Leucoraja erinaceus (little skate) is the source of this 2591-nucleotide messenger RNA. RefSeq names its product basigin (gene bsg). Gene Ontology annotation, biological process: dendrite self-avoidance; homophilic cell-cell adhesion; axon guidance. NCBI's taxonomy places the organism in Eukaryota, Metazoa, Chordata, Chondrichthyes, Rajiformes, Rajidae. Gene Ontology annotation, cellular component: plasma membrane; axon. Gene Ontology annotation, molecular function: cell-cell adhesion mediator activity. The record is from RefSeq and is a predicted model, not a curated record. The transcript has 8 exons. Bases 112 to 951 code for a protein of 279 amino acids.
ACCGGUUGGCGUGACCGCCGAGAGCAGCCAAAGGACACACUCACUUCCCGCGGGCGGCCGAGCCGAGCGGGAGCGAAGAGAAGACGAUCCUCGCACUCUGAGAGACGGGCAAUGGCGGCGAACACCACCACCUCCCUCCUCGGCAUCCUGCUGCUGUUCUUCCUCGACUGCGCCAGCGCAUACACCGACCCGACAAUUGUCAAGGAUCCACAAAUCUUGGAACCUGGUGAAAAUAUGAAGGAUGCCAUUCUACGCUGCAACCUGACAGAUCCACCAUCUCGUAUUGACGGUCAUGUGUGGAAAAAAGAUGAUGUGGAAAUCCCAACAACGAGGGAUUCAAGUUCAUCGCCAAUCAUGGAAUACAAACUAGAUGCUGUUGAUGCAAAACAUUCAGGGGAGUACACUUGCCAUUUCUUCACAACGCCUGCUGUCAAUGAAACCAUCUUUGUGAAAGCUCCACCUGGUGUGAACGCUGAGAAGAAAUCUGAACAUGGAAACGAGGGAGAUUAUGGGGUAUUGAUAUGCCGGAGCACUGGCUUUCCAUCGGUUGAGAACUGGUCAUGGUCCCGGCAGACCAAAGCUGGUAUUGAGCUUAUUGUCAAUGGAACAAAAAACUUUCACAUCAAGAACAUGGGAAAUAAGACUGAGUUGCGCAUCUCACAGCUGGGUAUUGAGCAAGACCAAGGAGAAUAUUUCUGCAACGCAACCAAUGAAAUCGGUGCAAGAGUUGAGACGAUUCAUCUUCGAGUUCGUGGCCGUUACGCUGCUGUUUGGCCUUUCUUGGGAAUUGUUGCUGAGGUGAUUGUGCUUGUCGCAAUUAUCUUCAUUUAUGAGAAAAGGAGAAAGCCUGAUGAAAUUUCAGAUGAUGAUGAACAAGGAUCUGCUCCUUUGAAAAGUAAUUCAUCCACAAAUCAUAAGGAUCAAAAUAUCAGGCAGCGAAACUCCAACUGAUUUGAUUCGUCCUUCACGACAGGAGACCUACACAACUUUAAGCAAGACUGCAAAAUGGAUGGGGUUUCCCGUUGGCAUAGAGAAUGUCACCUUCAACAUGAUUCAAGUAUUUGAUCUAUUCACAGAUCCUAAAGCAAUUGGAUCUACAAAAAAAACAAUAAUUUAAUUGCUGGUGCCUUUCAACAACAGUGUAAUGUCAUUAGCACCAGCAGUCACUCAGUUAAAGGAACCUGUAAAGUUUCUGGCCAAUCUUGCCUGUAUAAACUGGACUAAAAUGUUCUUGGUAAACAAUUUGCUUUUUCUUAACUAUUAGAUUGAAACCGGUGUGUUCUGUCAAACAUAAGCGGUAAUUUAAUAUUUAUCACCUUGCUUUAUUUACAGAUUAGCAUAAUUAUUGUGGUUGGAAUUUGUAAAUACAAAUAUUUCACUCUUAAUUUAUCACAUGUAGGUCAACAGUAAUGAUGCAGUCUAAUUUCUCUCAUAUUUUUAAUCUUGCAUGUUUAAAUUUACAAAUUGGCUUUUGACGUACAUAAUGUGAGGGUAGUGUUAUAGACUUGGUUGUUGUGUACCCAAGAAAGUGGUGAUUUGUACAGUGUAUGGUUAAAUUCAAUGUUUGGAUGUGUGGAAUAGAGAAGGGAGGCGGUAUUUUGUUAGCUUCCAUGUUGAGCUCAUUGGAAAGUGAUGGGAUAAAACCCGAGUCUAUCCAAUUUACAUUUUAAUGGGUAUCAUGGAAAUAAGAUGAAACUGCCAUUUUCUGGUGGUCAGAUAGAAUGCUAGUUAAAAUUAAUACAAUAUUUUUUUUUUCUGGUGUUGUUCAGUUGCUGAUUUCAUGCCACCUGUAUAAUUUUAUACUUGGGAUCCUACUCAAUGAGGGCAGCAAUUCACAAAUAUACUUUGAGGUUUAAUGACAAAGCGGUCGAAUACCAAUUUUAUACUGUGCUGUAAGUGUAUGUUCAGUGGAACCUGUUGGUCAAUAUUUUAGUGCCCUUGUCGGUAAUUUGAGAAAACUAUUGUUUAUACAGCUCUAAAAAAGAAAUAAAAUCUAGAUUGCUGCCACUUUGGUUCAAAGAAUCGGAUUACACCAAGAGUUGGCCUGAAUCUAAUCUGCUAGAGCCAUCUAAUUUGAUUUUGUUCAAACAAUGACUGGGAUUCCCAGACUUGCAAGCUUUCACUAACUGGAUUUUCUGUUGACAAUUCAUGCUGUAAUGAGGGUUUUAAAAUGUUAAGCAUACUUAAGUUUGCUCAUGCUCCAUUAUUCACAUCAAUAUUUUUCUACUUCUCAGUAUUACUGAUAAGAUUGCGCAUGAACUGUGGUCUUUAAUUGUAUUUUCUUGCUUGGUGGGCAGCAAUUUCAAGUUUGCUGCAGGUGAAUAUAUUUAUAGCACAGUGUAUUACUACUGUACUGUUAGUGCCAUUGUUGUUGGAGUUUAAUUUGCCAAUAUAUUUGCUGCCUCUUUGUCCAGGAAAGAAAGGGCCCAAUGGUGUUUUUUUGUUGUUUGUGGUGUCUACCUGUUAUAACCUUAAAUGUUCCCCUGCAGGAUCAGCUCAUCAGAGCUUGAAAUAUGUUGGCCUUGGACACACUGCAUGUAAAUGUUAUGUUCUGUAAUUUUUGGGAAAACAAUAAAAUUGCUUUUGCUGUU